Diaporthe batatas is the source of this 3502-nucleotide messenger RNA. RefSeq lists its product as uncharacterized. The record is from RefSeq and is a predicted model, not a curated record. The transcript is spliced from 2 exons. NCBI's taxonomy places the organism in Eukaryota, Fungi, Ascomycota, Sordariomycetes, Diaporthales, Diaporthaceae. Gene Ontology annotation, molecular function: zinc ion binding; DNA-binding transcription factor activity, RNA polymerase II-specific; DNA binding. Bases 999 to 3254 code for a protein of 751 amino acids. Gene Ontology annotation, biological process: DNA-templated transcription; regulation of DNA-templated transcription. Gene Ontology annotation, cellular component: nucleus.
UGCUCUGUACAGACAGCUGUAUGUGUACAGUACAUUUUGCUUGCUGGCCUCGAGACGGGCGCCAGGAGGAAAGAGCCCCAUCGAAGCAAAAGAUGGGGAACCCUGAACGGCAGCCGCAUCGCUACAGACAGAAGGAGUCAAUCCAUCCCUCGUCACCAUCAAUGCCAUUCCGUCCACAGCACUCACUAUACUCACAGCACGAUCCAUUGCCAUUGCCAUUGACAGCCGUCGUCGAAGCUGCGAGUGAGUAGUGACCUUGCGCAUCGCGCCCGAGUCACGUCACGUCUCUCUCAACCAUCCAGCCCAUCAGCACCAGACUCGGACUCGGAACGACGUCGCAUUACUGCGUAGUCUAUACAGAGAACGUGUUCAUCACAGAAUUCAAGUGCUGUUCGACGACAGUUCCAUGGAUCAAGGAUCGCGUUGCUGCCCCACCCACCAAAGUAGUCAAAGCCAAACGCCCCUCGCCAUCCCCGCCGUCACCACAGCUCCAGCCUGAGCCCGAGCCUUGUCCGCACCCGCCCGAGUCCAUCAUCUUCCCUCAUGAGGUGCACAAGGUCGCUGCAGGAAGAGACGACGGGACGGGACACAACUCCUGCUUGAGAAGCAGAGCCCAGGGCCAGAUCACUUGACCUGAUCUGACUACUGCAUUGCAUGCAGUGUUGCCUCAAACAGGCCGAGGCCGUCGACUGUCUGGCUGUCUUGCUUUGCAAAAAUUACGCGACGCCUGCUAUUACUAAGGUUGCCCCACCAUCCACAGGUUCACCCGCCCUGCCGUUGACUCGCCGGUUCGGUUCCCACUGCCCCGCGAGCCUAGUGUAGGCCCGCCCAGCCCAGCCCGCCUCCGUUGAGCGGCGGCCCCUCGAGAGACGUCACUCCAUGAAGGGCUCCCCAUCAGCCAGCAUCAGCCACCAACCAGCCUCGACCGCACGCUGAAAUCUCACCUCCAGCCCCGACCCGAAGAUCACUGCCGACAUCCGCCCCAACACUCAUGAUCCAUGAUCACUUCCAAUCCGUCAAAAAAGCCCUCUAACACGUGCGUGACCUGUCGCGCCCGCAAGGUCCGCUGCGAUGGGCAACGCGACGUCUGCAACAACUGCAUGCGCCUCGGCUUCACCUGCUCCUAUGACGACUCCAUCCCUACUCACCCCACCACAGCCCUCAGCGCCCCAGGCAUGAAUAGCGACGGCACCUCGGCGAGCGACGCCCUCACCAUCCACGCCGUCGCCUCUCACCCCCCUCGCCGCCGCGUCCGCCAGGCCUGCCAGAGCUGCCACUCCAGAAAGGCAAAAUGCAGCGGCACCAUGCCCAAGUGCGACAGGUGUCGCGCUCACAGCCUCGAGUGUGUCUACCGUCCCUCCAAGCGCUCGCGCCUCAGCACAACCCCCGGCGCCUCCUCCUCUCAGCAUGGCCGCGACUCUCUCAUUGGGGACGCCGCCUCCGGUAUGCUCGCCUCCGCCGGCUCGGCGAGGGACGACUACCUCUCAGACCAGAGCCGCAGCGCCUCCGACCAUCUUGAAACCAAUGGCCUCGCCGAUCUCCGCCAUCUCCCGCCCCCCGAGGAGUCUCUCAUCAUCCGCACCUUCGAAAAGUUCUUCCGCCACGUCCACCAUAUCGCCUUGUUUUCCUUUCUGCACCAGGCAUCACUCAUGCAGCGCUACCACUCGGGUUCCAUGGACCGGCCGCUUUUAUUAUCCUUGAUUGGAAUCACCUCCAUCCUCACCGACCUUGGCCCCGGCGCCCGUGAGUACGGCAACAGGUGUAUUGCUGCCGCCGAGGGCCUCAUCCAGCGUGACCUCGGGAGACCCACAGUGCUCAAGAUCCAGGCCUUGGUCCUCAUCAUCAAGCAUCGGAUCUUUUGUCGUCGUUUCUCAGACGCUUUCAUGCUCACGGGUCUGGCAUCUCGAUUCGCCGCUGCCUUGCAGCUCAACCACGAGAACCCCAGGCUCUGCUUCUUGGCCCAAGAGUCCCGGCGACGUCUGAUGUGGUCCCUCUUUAUGAUCGAUAUUGGGAUGGCAGCUGGCCACCCCGACUACACCCUGUGGGCGCACCGGCCGCAGUGUCUAGACAUCAAGUUGCCGUGUAAUGAGCGGAACUUCGAAUACGAUCUCCCAGAAGACACAGAAUCGCUAAUCCCGCCACCGCGCCAGCCGGAUGGCAGUUUGCCUCCACUGACUGACAAGGUUGGGUUUCUGGCCCUCCACAUCCGCAUCCAGUGGAUACGCAGCAAGAUACUGGCCUUCACAAAAACACUUGUCCUUCCAAGGGCUGGCAGUCUGGACUUGAAAGCGCUGCCUCGCAAGUGUGAGGAGCUUCAGGACGAUCUCAAUGCAUUUGAGGGUCGCUUGCCCCCACAGUUUAAAUGGAACGAGGCCAACCUUCGACUGCGGGCAUACCACCCGCGGCUUUGUGUUUACCUGAUGACGCAUCUGUGGUGGGAGCAAUGCCAUUGUGACCUGUACCGGAUUGCGCUGGUAGGGAGGAGGGACAGCCUGUCCAAGGAAUCCAUCUCCAGAUUAGAUCCCGCUUUUGUCAAGUAUUGCCAACGGCAGUGUUUUGAGCACGCCAAGGCCAUGGCCGAAAUGCUCGACAUGGUAUUACAGAAGGGUGUCCCUGUGUCGGACCUUGACCUGCCCGUGCUGGGUUACCAAUGUGCCAACACGCUGUACUACACGCUGGCGUCCUGUGGGGACGAGUACGGCCUUUCACACGCAAGUGUAACAGAGAUGGCAGCGACUUGCCUGAAGGUUGUCAAGCAAUCCGCCCCAGGCCCCGCUGCUGUUGCCAUUGCCGAAGCUCUCGAGAAACUCAUCGAGAGCGGAUGGGUGAGACCGACGCUUCCGAGCAACGUCACCUCGCCUGUGUCCAUGACACCCACCAAUCAUGACCCGUUGGCGGUCGACCCGAUGCUCCAACGAGACGCCCUCCAGGAAGCCGACGUCGCCCACCAGCUCUGCAACCCAUCAAUACCACAGAAUCUGCCGACUCAGGUCGAAUCACCCGGCCAAACAAUGGCAACCGAUGUAUCGCAACCACAAGCACCGAUGCAACCACCAACGCCGGCAGUGCUCCGCGAGGACGAGUCAAUGCCCGUCGCCCAAGCGAACAUGAUGACCGGUGUAACGCCCAAUCUCAGCAACGCGUUCGAGGGAGCCUUGGACGGGUCGAAUUUCGGAAUGGGCGGCCUGGAGCCCUUUGCGAUGGAUUCGUCGAGCUGGUACACCGGAGACUGGUCGAACGGCGGGCUGAUGUAGUAAUGGGAUGUAAUUUCAGCUGCCAAAGGGAAUUGGGUCGUACAGGUGGCAUCAAUUGAUUGCCAGAUGUCUUGAAAAGGUUCCGCAAAAAAUAUGAGAACAGGUUAGAGUUGCAGAAGCUCGGGCAUGUAUAUAGUAGUAUGUUGUAAUUCUGGGUGGUGGGUGGCGUCGCGUAUAUAAGCCUACCGCAUCCAAUUCGACACCGAUACCCGAUCGAGGAAAUCACGCAAAUGGCGGCUCCACAGACA